CUCUCCCAGCCUGCGAGCAUUUCCAGGCUCUUGUUUCCCAUCAGCCUCUGGGUCCAAACUAACCACGGGUCUCUGAGUCCAAACUAACCACGGGUCUCUGGGUCCUUUUCCGGUGUCCUUAAGGUUCUUGGACUCUGCAUGGUUCCCUUUAGCCUGUCUUCGGGCCUGCCACAAUUAAAUGACCGCAAGAAAGAAGUCUAUGCUAAGCCCCAUAAUGAACGUUUCAAGCAAGAAGGAUGAGAAUUUUAGAUCUGGAGGUGUCCUCGGGACAGGAUCUUGUCAAGACCUGAUGGGGAAGUUCUAGAGGUGGGAUUUCUAGAAGAGGCGCCUCUAGGAGCUCUUUGGUGUGCUGCCAGGUUGCCAGAUUUCUAAGAAGGGGUUUGAAGAGGAGAAAAGGAUUUUUGCAUGUUUAGAAAUCAAGGUUCAGAGAGGGGGUUUUGCUAUGCUGCCCAGCCUGGUCUCUAACUCCUGGACUCAAGUGAUCUGCCUGUCUCAGGCUCCUCAAGUGCUAGGAUUACAGGCGUGAGCCACUGUGCCCAGCCUUACGACAAGAAGUCUUAACCUGAGGUCUUCUUGUUCCAUUGACGAGCUUCCAGGAGAAUCUUGACAGUGAACGUGUCUCAUUACAUUGAAUAACAGCUACAGGAUGUUCAAGAGCUGUUCCGGCUUUUCUGGAUUCUGUGCUUCACCAAUAGAGGAAUCCCAUGGAGCAUUAAUUAGUUCUUGCAAUUCCAGAACCAUGACUGAUGGGUUGGUGACAUUCAGGGAUGUGGCCAUCGACUUCUCUCAGGAGGAGUGGGAAUGCCUGGACCCUGCUCAGAGGGACUUGUACGUGGAUGUAAUGUUGGAGAACUAUAGUAACUUGGUGUCACUGGAUUUGGAGUCAACAACAUAUGAGACCAAAAAAAUAUUUUCAGAAAAUGAUAUUUUUGAAAUAAAUUUUUCCCAAUGGGAGAUGAAGGACAAAAGUAAAACCCUUGGCCUUGAGGCAUCCAUCUUCAGAAAUAAUUGGAAGUGCAAAAGCAUAUUCGAGGGACUAAAAGGACAUCAAGAGGGAUACUUCAGUCAAAUGAUAAUCAGCUAUGAAAAAAUACCCUCUUACAGAAAAAGUAAAUCUCUUACUCCACAUCAAAGAAUUCAUAAUACAGAGAAAUCCUAUGUUUGUAAGGAAUGUGGGAAGGCUUGCAGUCAUGGCUCAAAACUUGUUCAACACGAGAGAACUCAUACAGCUGAAAAACAAUUUGAAUGUAAAGAAUGUGGGAAGAAUUAUUUAAGUGCCUAUCAACUCAAUGUGCAUCAGAGAUUUCAUACUGGUGAAAAACCCUAUGAGUGUAAGGAAUGUGGGAAGACCUUUAGUUGGGGAUCAAGCCUUGUUAAACAUGAGAGAAUUCACACUGGUGAGAAACCCUAUGAAUGUAAAGAAUGUGGGAAGGCCUUUAGUCGUGGCUAUCACCUUACCCAACAUCAGAAAAUUCAUAUUGGUGUGAAAUCUUAUAAAUGUAAGGAAUGUGGGAAGGCCUUUUUUUGGGGCUCAAGCCUUGCUAAACAUGAGAUAAUUCAUACAGGUGAGAAACCUUAUAAAUGUAAAGAAUGUGGGAAGGCCUUCAGUCGUGGCUAUCAACUUACUCAGCAUCAGAAAAUCCAUACUGGUAAGAAACCUUAUGAAUGUAAAAUAUGUGGAAAGGCUUUUUGUUGGGGCUAUCAACUUACUCGACAUCAAAUAUUUCAUACUGGUGAGAAACCCUAUGAAUGCAAGGAAUGUGGGAAGGCUUUUAAUUGCGGAUCAAGUCUUAUUCAACAUGAAAGAAUUCAUACUGGUGAGAAACCUUAUGAAUGUAAAGAAUGUGGAAAGGCCUUUAGUCGUGGCUAUCACCUUUCUCAACAUCAGAAAAUCCAUACUGGUGAGAAACCUUUUGAAUGUAAGGAAUGUGGGAAGGCCUUUAGUUGGGGUUCAAGCCUUGUUAAACAUGAGAGAGUUCAUACUGGUGAGAAAUCCCAUGAAUGUAAAGAAUGUGGAAAGACCUUUUGUAGUGGGUAUCAACUUACUCGACAUCAAGUAUUUCACACUGGUGAGAAACCCUAUGAAUGUAAGGAAUGUGGCAAGGCUUUUAAUUGUGGAUCAAGCCUUGUUCAACAUGAGAGAAUCCAUACAGGGGAGAAACCCUAUGAAUGUAAAGAAUGUGGGAAGGCUUUUAGUCGUGGCUAUCACCUUACUCAACAUCAGAAAAUUCAUACCGGUGAGAAACCUUUCAAAUGUAAGGAAUGUGGGAAGGCCUUCAGUUGGGGUUCAAGCCUAGUUAAGCAUGAGAGAGUCCAUACUAAUGAGAAGUCUUAUGAAUGUAAAGACUGUGGGAAGGCCUUUGGUAGUGGCUAUCAACUUAGUGUUCAUCAGAGAUUUCAUACUGGUGAGAAGCUUUAUCGAUGUAAGGAAUUCGGGAAGACCUUUACUCAUGGCUCAAAACUUGUUCAUGAGAGAACUCAUAGUAAUGAUAAACCCUACAAAUAUAAAGAAUGUGGGGAAGCCUUUCUGUGGACAACUUACUCAAAUGAGAAAAUUGAUACUGAUGAAACCUUAUGAUUGACAGUUGUAAAAGAACAUUUUGUGUGUGUGUACAGACAACUUAAUAAGAACUCUAAAGAAACCUUGUGAAUGUAAGGGAUGUGCAAAAGCCAUUCAUUUCUGUUUAUGGACAAUUAUCUUGCUAUCCAGCAAUUCAUACUAGUGAGAAAUAUUUUGAAUAUAACUAAUAUGAAAAGGCCUUUAGACUUCUGUACAGUCUUAUUGGAUAUCAAUUUAUACUGAUGUAAAAUCAUUUAAAUGUAA
Molecule: messenger RNA, 2824 nt
Organism: Pongo pygmaeus (Bornean orangutan)
Lineage: Eukaryota; Metazoa; Chordata; Mammalia; Primates; Hominidae
Gene: ZNF283
Product: zinc finger protein 283
Exons: 8
Coding region: 647-2578 (643 amino acids)
Biological process (GO): negative regulation of transcription by RNA polymerase II; regulation of cytokine production; regulation of immune system process
Cellular component (GO): nucleoplasm
Molecular function (GO): DNA-binding transcription repressor activity, RNA polymerase II-specific; RNA polymerase II cis-regulatory region sequence-specific DNA binding
Source: RefSeq, a predicted model, not a curated record